Messenger RNA from Cynoglossus semilaevis (tongue sole), 1373 nucleotides. It is a transcript of the gene tm2d2, whose product is annotated as TM2 domain containing 2. NCBI's taxonomy places the organism in Eukaryota, Metazoa, Chordata, Actinopteri, Pleuronectiformes, Cynoglossidae. Bases 118 to 828 code for a protein of 236 amino acids. The transcript has 4 exons. The record is from RefSeq and is a predicted model, not a curated record.
AUGUGUGGUUUGCUGCGUUCUUAGACGCGUAAAAGAAGAGCAGGAGGCAGUAGAGAUUUUCCAAACAAACUGGCUAACAAUAUUUGGACUAGAUUUAACGAUGUACAUUGGCGAAACAUGAUCUCAGUUAGUAAUAUUCUGUUGUUCGGUCAAGUCUUUCUGCUGAUCUCCGUGGUUCUGCUUCAGUUGCUGGAGGGCAUUCACUCCCAGAAUUCCUCGUUUACAACCACCACUAGCUCGGAGACUACUGGUUCCUCUGCGGGCCCUCUAACAACCGCGCUUCCAUUCAGUGAACUGCCUCAGCUGCAGCCUGACUCAACAGUGGAGAGUGACAAUGACACGGAGAGAUUGGAAUACAGGCCCCCGUCACCCGUGAUUCUCUGCAGCUUCCUACCAGAAGAGUUUAUCUACUGUCAGGAGCCUAUUGACCAUGCAGGAAACUACACUGCUCUGCAGGAGUUGGGACAUGGAUGUGCAGGAUGGGGAGGCCAGACACAGAAGGAAGUAAACACUACUCGUGUCAUAUGCUCUGCACUGGAUAAUAUAGAAUGUGCUGGACCUAGAGAAUUUCUCAGAGACAAUGUUCCCUGUAUCAAGCUCUUUGCUUGUCUCAGAUACACCGGACACUAUUUCAUCACCACACUGCUUUACUCGUUCUUCCUGGGUUGUUUUGGUGUGGAUCGUUUCUGUCUGGGUCACACUGGCACAGCCGUCGGGAAGCUGCUGACGCUGGGAGGUUUGGGAAUCUGGUGGUUUGUGGACUUGAUCCUUCUCAUUACUGGAGGCCUGAUGCCCAGCGAUUAUAGCAACUGGUGUACUUAUUACUGACCCCUUUUACAGGGGGGUGUACUUUUUUAAGGGUAGGAGUGCAAGGUGAUGAGGACACCUGCAGCAUAAUGUUCUAAAAGUAAUCACAAAAAUAUCUUAAAAUUACACAGCUGGUCAAUAUUCAAACCAGUUGCAGACAUUGAUAUUUACUGCUUCUAUAAAAGAAAUACACAAGUCUAUGUAAGUGAUGAAGUUACUUGGUAUUGUUACUUGACAUAUAUGUUCAAGAGAAUGGUGGAAUAGAAAACCAAGCAAACCCUCAGAACAGCAAACUCCAUCAGUUUGGAUAUGCAACCAACUAUAUUCUGUAGCAGGCAAACCAUUCCAAUAUUCCUUAAAGUUAAAAACAAGUUUGUCUAUGAUAUGAAUAAUUUCGAUCACUGUUAUUGUGCUCAAUGUGAAGUUAUCUUAAGGAAGUAACUCCAUCCAUCCAUCCAUCCAUCCAUUUUCAUCCGCUUAUCCGUUACCGGGUCGCGGGGGCAGCAGUCGCCACCCAAAUCACACUGCACCGUACCAACCCCCCCAAACCUUCCUGCGGGUGGUGA